This is a messenger RNA of Patiria miniata (bat star), 1942 nucleotides long. Its product is annotated as calcium-dependent protein kinase 20-like. The record is from RefSeq and is a predicted model, not a curated record. NCBI's taxonomy places the organism in Eukaryota, Metazoa, Echinodermata, Asteroidea, Valvatida, Asterinidae. Gene Ontology annotation, molecular function: ATP binding; protein kinase activity. The transcript has 2 exons. Gene Ontology annotation, biological process: protein phosphorylation.
AUGACGACAAAAAGAAUAGAUCAUGAAACUAUUUUGCUGAAUAAUUUCUGAUUAAACAGAUUAGAGAAAAAGAUGGUGGAGGAUGUUGCCAUGGCAGCAAGAGUUGGCGAGGAAAGGUUUUCCUCCUCUUCCCAAUGCUCCUCUGCCUCCAACAAGUCCUUAAAUACUGGCACCUCCCCAUCUAAGCCAGCCUCCUCUACUCCAACUCCUCCUCAGAAGUCACCCCCUGAUCCCAGGGCAAGAGCUUCUCUGAGACCCAAGAAGUCUCCAUCUCAAGACAAGCCCAAGAAAUCCGGCUUCUACAUGUACAACGGGUAUCCUUCCUAUCUUGGGAGCCGUCUUUACCAGUGCAGGGACAUCGAGCCAGAGCUGGAUAUCCUGGGACAGUGGGUGGAGCUUGGAUCUGGCGAGACCGGAACCGUGCGUCUUGUGCGCAUCCCGUCUGAGAGCAACAAACUCGUUGCUGUUAAGAUCAUCCAAGGACAUGAUCCAGAGGCGAGAUUCCAGAAGGAAGUUGAUGCCCUCCACAUCGUGGACGGUCAUCCGUCCUUCCCUCAGCUGAUCGGCGUUCUUGAACAGUCUCCAUUCCGCUGCAUCCUGGAAGAGUUUGUCGGCAACGACUUCAUCCCUGAGAGUAUCACCUUGGAGGAUGUUCUGAGAAAUCAGAAAGUCGCUGCCUCUGAUAUUCCUCACAGUGACUGGUUUCAGAUUGCUCAGGACAUAGCUGAUGGGAUGAACUACUUCCAUAAGUUGGAGUACCUUCACGUCAACCUCAAGCCUGAGAACAUCCUCCUGUAUACCACUGAUGGCAACUGGAAAGGAUGGAGAGCCAAGAUCUGCGAUCUUGGCGACUGCACCUUUGCAAGACUCCCUCCUACGAUCCACUCCACCCCUGAGAUCAGAGCCACUGCAGAAUCAGCUGCUAAGCCCUUUGUAGCACCCGAGGUGCUUCGUGAUGAGACCCCAUUCACACUGGCUGCCGACGUCUACGCCUUUGGAAGAAUCCUCCGUGCCGUCGGAAAGCGAGCCAAGAUUGCCUCCCUUGAUCACAUCGGCAAGAAAUGCUCCCGCAAGACUGCUCGCCAGCGUCCCAGCAUCGACAAGGUCUGCAGUAUGCUGAAACGCCCCUCCUCUCCGAAGAGCACUCAACAUAGCAUCCACACAGCAUGAAGCAAAACUGCCAGUUAGCAGCGCCCUCCACUGAUUCAGUUAGGAAAGUGGCAGGCAAAAGUCAGAUCAGUGCACACUUAGUUUCCCAAGGACACUGAGCUGAACCACUAAACUUGCCAAAUGUUAAAUGCCUUUCUCCAUGAAUACAUUUCAAAUGUUGAUGAGAGCAAUUUGAAGUGUGAAGUGCCCUGCAGAUUUCAAAACUGGAGUCAAUGUACAAUAUUAUAUGCGAAAACUUGGGGAUUUUUUUCUUCAAAAUCAAACCGAAAUUUAUAUCAACUUUUUUUUCUACUUGUCAAUACCAAAUGGAAAAAAUUACCAACUUUGCUUCAAUAUUUUUAAAUGCAAGAAUAGAUAAUAUUUUUAUACUGCAUUUUAAUGGUAUUUUAUUGAUCGUCAAAACAUUCAUGAAUUUCAAUAUGAAAUUUAUAAUUGACAUUAAUCAUGGAACUUUUUUUGUUAAUUUAUGCUGGACAGUUUCUGCACCUUCACUAUGGCUGCACAUUAUAUUUUUGUAUUGAAACGAAGAUGAAAUAUUUGUAACGUGGUUUGAUGCCAAAGAAAUUUAAAUUCCCAAUAAAUAUCCCUUCAAAUACACUUUCAAAUUAGAUAUUCUGGUUACUCAUAGAUCACUGAAAUAAUUUUUUGUGCCAAAAAAAUUCAGAUGAUCAUGUAAAAUUUGUUACACAUCUAAUAAACAUUUGAUAUUUUGAUAUUUCUUGAUAUUUUUGAUAUUUUUUUGAUAUUUUGAAAUAAAACAAAAACAAUAUGA